CACUUAUUACGAACAAUUAUACUUAAAAUUAUCUUUUAAAUAACCUAAUAAUUUUUUUUAUUUUUUUUUUUUACACUUUUAACUGUAUAGCUCUUUAUUAAAACCUCUUGCUCAAUUUUUAGCAAUGUCCAAUAUUAUUUCAGAUGGGAAAGUAAUGAUGGAGUAUAUUGGAGCAACAGGCAAGCCAAUAACAUUUGAUGAUGUUCCAAUAGAUGAAGGCAUUGACUUCCAUUUCAUUCUCAGCUUUGCUAUUGAUGCUGACCCUUCAGGGAACCCACAAAAUGGCAAAUUCUCACCUUAUUGGGCAUCAACACUAACCCCAGAAUCAGUUGCAUCAAUUAAAUCCAAACACCCUAAUGUCAAAGUCAUGGCUAGCCUUUCUGGUUGGAGUUUAGGCCAAAAAACCCUUAACUGGUACAAGCCGGCAGACACUCAACAAUGGAUAUCAAAUGCAUUCACUUCCCUCAAAUCAAUUGUCAACACUUAUCACCUUGAUGGCAUUGACAUUGACUAUGAAAGAUUCCCAAAGCACAAUGAAACUUUUGCUUAUUGCAUAGGGGAAUUAAUAACUCUUUUGAAGAACCAAAGUGUUAUAUCUAUAGCAACUAUUGCACCAUAUUAUCGAACAAUUUUGCCAUACAUAGAGUUAUACAAGAACUAUGGGGAUUUAAUUGAUUAUGUGAAUCAUCAAUUUUAUACAGAUAAAGUUACUACACCAAGAGGUUAUUUGAAGGCUUUCGUUCUAAGGAGUGAACAAUUUGACGAGGAGAAAGUAAUUCCUAGCUAUGAAGUGGAUGGGAGAGGAAUUCAAGGGAAUGCGUUUUUUGAUGCUUUGAGAUUGUUGGAAAGUAAUGGAUUUCAUGUCAAUGGUGCAAUGAUCUUCUCAGCUGAUGCUUCUGCUAAGGAUAAUUUCUACUAUGAGAGAAAAACACAAGCAUUCUUGCUCAAUUCUACUAGUCACUACUAGGAAUCUGUAAAAUUUUCACGGAAUCCGUUGAAAAUGUGCUCGUCGCAAAUCUCAAAUUAUCGAUCGACAACGUCUCGAUAGGGAGGUUCGUGGGAAACUGCAAAUUCCUAAUAGUGAGUGUAUGAAGAGAAAUACUAUCAUUCAUCACCUAUGUGUAAUAUA
Lycium barbarum (goji berry) is the source of this 1129-nucleotide messenger RNA. Its product is annotated as chitinase 2-like. The transcript is spliced from 2 exons. The record is from RefSeq and is a predicted model, not a curated record. Lineage: Eukaryota; Viridiplantae; Streptophyta; Magnoliopsida; Solanales; Solanaceae. Bases 125 to 967 code for a protein of 280 amino acids. Gene Ontology annotation, biological process: carbohydrate metabolic process. Gene Ontology annotation, molecular function: hydrolase activity, hydrolyzing O-glycosyl compounds.